Messenger RNA from Homarus americanus (American lobster), 3266 nucleotides. RefSeq lists its product as uncharacterized. The record is from RefSeq and is a predicted model, not a curated record. Gene Ontology annotation, molecular function: glutamate-gated receptor activity. Gene Ontology annotation, cellular component: membrane. The coding region runs from base 76 to 1998 and encodes 640 amino acids. The transcript is spliced from 10 exons. NCBI's taxonomy places the organism in Eukaryota, Metazoa, Arthropoda, Malacostraca, Decapoda, Nephropidae.
UAGAUUAAAACUACCUUAGGACUCUAUUGGCUUUUUUCGGGGGAUUUCUUCCAGAUAACUUCAACAGGUGUAAACAUGGACGUUCUAUCUCUUGGCCUGUUGUGUGUGCUGUUGGCGGGGUGUAUUGGAGUCCAAGUCACCUGUCAAGACGCUCACAAAGAUCCGGGGACGCUGGUGACAGGUCGUGACUUAGAGGUGCUGAUGGGGCAAGUGGUGGAGGAGAGGCUGCUCGAGUGUCAUCUGAUGCUCGUGGGCGCUGCGGGAACCCCAGGCGCCAUCUUUCAUGUUCUCAGGUUUAUGAACUCUGAGAGAAUGUUUCCUCAUGUAACGGUGUCAGUGGGCGAGGAAGGGGAGCCGCUUGAUUUAGGUGAAUCUUCCCUAACGUCAGAUGAGGUGCUGGCGGAUCUGCGUCAAGGCGACGUCAGGUUCAGGUGCCGCGCUAUUGUCCUCGACAUCACCCACGAGAACUUCAUGGAACCUAUAUUAAGGUUCCUAGAGAGGACGGAGCUGUACCAAUGGCCAGAGACGUACGUGGUGGUAAUGGGACCCAAGAAGCUUACCCAGGACGUCUUCGACCACUACACCUUCAGAAACACCGCUAACCUUCUCUACCUCGCCUUCCUUCUCUACCCUCUUGACGACGCUGAUGCUCUUCACUCUCCCGCCAUUGCUAAAUCAUCUAUUCACUUAACUGACGUCGCUAGUUCUGACGCUAGUGACUCGACUGAUGCUGCUAAACCAUUAUACCUUCCUAACACGCAUUUCGCCGACGUUGUCAACUCGGACAUGGCCGUCAGAACAGAAGCAUCGACUGCAUCUAUCAAGCGCAGACAGGUGACCUCAGGUGGUGUGUACGUGUACGGGCGGUGUAUGUACUGUGCGGGCGGCCUCUCAACCACCCUCCUCAUAGACACCUGGUCCACCACUCAAGGCUUCCUGCACCGAGUUGAUCUCUUCCCUGACCAGUUCAAGAACUUCCAAGGCCACAAGUUCAAGGUGGUAUCUAUGAACUGGUUCCCUUACAUAGAGUUCCGUCGUCAGAGCGAGGAGGGAGGCAGCCUAGUGGACCCCAUCGACUCACUGGACAUACGCAUGCUGUCCGUCAUCUCCUCCAUCCUUAACUUUACGUAUGAGAUGCGGGUACCGUGGGACAACCAGUGGGGGACGUCGACAGAGAGCGGCAACUGGACGGGGAUCGUGGGAACACUGCAACACCACAAAGCAGACUUCUCAAUGAUGCUGUCCUGGAUGGAGACGCGUCUCCCCGUCGUCGACUACUCCAGGAUCUACGCCUCUGAACCCCUCGUCAUGAUCACCUCCAAGCCCCUGCCUCUCUCCCAGUCCUUCGCUCUCGUCAGACCUUUCUCAGCAAAUCUGUGGGUGGCGAUGGUGGUGUCAACGGUGGUAGCAGGCGUGGUGUUAUGGGGACUGCAAGGGGCGUGGGCGUGGGUAUCAGGAGGACGUGCCCUAGGCCUAGGCAGGUCUCUCAUGCUCACCCUGGCCAUUCUGAUGGAGGACCCCCCCUCGAGGCUACCCAAGAAUAUCACCGCUCAGAUGUUGCUGGGGUGGUGGUGGGUGUACUGUAUGCUGCUCACCAUCACUUAUCGCUCCUCGCUCAUCGCCCACCUUACGGUACCGGGUAAGUCGGCGACGCUGGAGUCACUCGAGGACCUGUUAGAGGUUCACAGGAAGGACCACUGGACUUGGGGGUACGAACCCACCUAUGGCUCCGGCUGGGAAUUCCUCAAGAUGAAUGAGAACCCAACUGUGAGGAAGGUCUUCAGCGAACUCAUGUUGGUAGAUCUGCAGGAGCAAAUGGACCGGGUACUGGCAGGCCGCCACGCCUUCAUCACCUGGAAGUAUUAUAUCAGAUCCAUUAUUGCAAGCCGCUACACCAACGCCCGCAGCUACACACCCAUCCACACCGCCAAGGAGGAGCUUUUCAAUUAUGGCGGCUACGGCUGGGGCUUCAGGUGGGUCGGUUGGGGCUUCAGGUAGGUCGGUUGGGGCUUCAGGUAGGUCGGUUGGGGCUUCAGGUAGGUCGGUUGGGGCUUCAGGUAGGUCGGUUGGGGCUUCAGGUAGGUCGGCUGGGGCUUCAGGUAGGUCGGCUGGGGCUUCAGGUAGGUCGACUGGGGCUUCAGGUAGGUCGACUGGGGCUUCAGGUAGGUCGGCUGGGGCUUCAGGUAGGUCGACUGGGGCUUCAGGUAGGUCGACUGGGGCUUCAGGUAGGUCGGCUGGGGCUUCAGGUAGGUCGGUUGGGGUUUCAGGCAGGUUGGCUGGGGCUUUAAGUAGGUCGACUGGGACUUUCUCCAGCUUUCCCCUGACUGUUUCUGUCGAUUUAAGAGGUAAUGAGUCCACGGUGUGUUUCCCCUCCCCAAACAGGAAGGGAGCUCCAUUCAGGCCUCGGAUUGAUGAAUUGAAACAGCGACUACUGGAGGCUGGCUUAAUCAACUUCUGGAUGGAUGAGUUGAUCGAGGCCUCUGGUAGGAAGACCCGUACCAAGAGGAACAAGAAGGAAGGAGGAGGAAAGAAGGAAGAGGAGGUGGACAGCAGCAAUGAGGACGGGGCACAGGUGGUACUGGGUCUCGGUCACCUGCAGGGGACCUUCUACCUGCUAGCUAUGGGAUAUGGGAUCGCCCUCAUGGCCUUCCUCUUCGAGCUCCUGUUCCAUCGCUGCCGCUCACCUGCCCCCGCCCACCAACACCUAUCUUCAGCCCACCCACACCCGUCCUCCGCCCACAAUUCUAGAUCCCCGCCCACUCAAUACUAGGUACAGCACAUCCGUCACCUACCCUCCUAGAACUUCACCCACCACAUUUGCUCGCCCACACCAAACGCAGUAACGCAAUGGUUCAGCUAAAUAACCUCACGGUUCCAAUUCGGAAAAAAAACAUUUGUUUUGCUCAUCUUCCGUUGCUGCUCGCUGCUGGUAUUCAAAUUAAAUUCCUUGUGCUCCGUGGCGAUCACAAUGCAGUAUACGUAUUAUAUCCCAUAUAUAUGUUGGGCUCAGAAAACGAAAAGCGACUACAACGCGUUGUGGUUGUUUUCAAAAUAACCAGAAAGCUAAAUUUUGUGUUUGGAUUUUAUCCUAAACUAACCGAACCGAAUCCAAACUAACCGAACCGAACCUAACCUAACCUAUAGCAAAAUCUCGCUUCUGGUUAUUUUCCAAACAACCACAACUUGUUGUAGUCGUUUUUCGUUUUCUGAGCCCAACACACACACUAUAUAUAUACAGGGUGUCCCAUAAGUUUCCAUACAACGUA